AAUUUAUUGUUAUCAAUGACAUUGACAUUAAUGAUGACAUUUAUUAUUAUCAAUGACAUUUCAUCUAUUUUCGUUAAAUCAAAUGAAUAAUUUCUUACAGGUUCCGGUUAUAAUGAAGAUAAUGAAUCUUUUGAAAUGAUGUCAGUUGGGUUUGAUAAGAUAUUUGCUUGUCCUUACUGUCCUUAUUCUUCAAACUUUAACUCAAACAUUAAAGUACAUAUGCGUACUCAUACUGGAGAACGUCCAUUUCACUGUGCAAUGUGUAAUAAGCAGUUUACUACUAAACAAUCAUUACAAAGACACAUGAUGAAACAUUCCGGUGAACGUCCUUUUAAGUGUAGGCUAUGCCCUAAAACAUUUACUCGUCAGUAUGUGUUAAGAGGACAUAUGUUAACUCACACAAAAUAUAAAAACUAUGGUGUUCAUGUAAUUCCUUAUCAAUAUUUCCCCAUUCAUGAGAAACCCGGAUUAAAUAGAAUGCUUUUAAAUAAAUGUGAUCUGCUUCUAAGGAAGGUUAUAGAAAUAAGCAAUUCUCCAGACUCAAAAUACUUUCUCAGCAUAAAUGAACAAAAUAUUACCAUUAGAAAGAGUUGUGAUAACUUAGUGGUUGAUGGACUGAGCUAUCAGUGUGAAGGACUGUUAUUUCUAGGUAGUUUGUUAAAGAAUGAUAGUGAAACUUCAUUUCUUCUAGAAAUAAAAGAAAAGUCUGUUAAGACUUAUAACUGCUCUUAUUGCUCUUACUCUACUGUUUACAAUUCUAAUUUAAAAGUGCACAUGCGAAAACAUACAGGAGAACGCCCUUUUCAAUGUUCAGUGUGCAAAAAGAGAUUUACAACUAAGCAAUCCUUGCAAUUUCAUGCUUUACAACACUCCCACCCUGGAAAAUUUAUUUGUAGAGUAUGUGAUAGCAUGUUCAAUACUCAAAAUGCACUUAUUGCCCAUAUGGCUUCUCAUCCAGAUUAAUCAAAAUUCUUGUGACUGCUAUUAUAUACACAACUGUCAAUAAAUUUUUAAUGUAUUUAUUUUCAUUUUCUGAAACUAGAUCAUCUGUUUUUUAAACUACUUUUAUUAAGUUUUCAAUUUUCCAUUAUAUUUCAAACAUUGUUCAAAUAAUUUUUUUGACUUGAGAUUUCUUUUUUUAGUUAACUGUUUAAAUACAUAAAAUUUAAUUUCUCCUUUUUUAGUUUCAAAGUUAACUUAAUAGCAAAAAAAAACUAAUUUAAUGCUUAUAGAUUAUUUCGUCCCAGAAAACCUCUGGCUUAUAUAACAUGAGUGACACAUUGGUUAUAAGUUAAAAGUGUGCUGUAAUUUCCUAAAGACUUUAAUUUGAUUUCCUUUACUAUUUUUAUUAAAAAAAGCAAGUUUAACUUUAAUCAGUUUAAAAAUUUUACUCAAAAUAAAAUAAAUUUUUUAAUACUGCUUUUGUUUUUCUAUAAGGUUCUUGCUAUGAUAGUAUUAGCAUUUUACAAUGACAUUCAUGUUACUAAAACUGGUAGAACCAUAUAUUAUCUGAAUGCAUACUUUUACAGCUUAUAAUAGCUAUAAAGCAAAAUGAAAUGAAGCAUUUUUUAUUGAAAGUCAUUACAUUUGCUACAAAAUUGUCUAAUAAGCUACCUAAAGUAAGCCACUUGUGGUUUGUGUUCAAAAUGAAUAAUCUGUUCAACUAACCAAAUGAAAAAUAAAGUGCACUUAGUACCCUACUCCUAAAAGCUAUUGGUUUAACUGAAAUUUAUUGUUACUUUCUUUAUACUUCUUACUGUAUAUUAAUAAGUUUCAUUGUGGAUUUAAUUACAAUAUUUGGUAUCUCCUGUAACCUUGUAAUUUUAAACAAACAACUUCCAUUUUGUUCGAAACUAAGGAGGAAAAUAAUUAAUUAAUCAAAUUGAAUUUUUUUAUUUUCUUUUUCAUUUAAAAAUAAUCUGUAUCUGUGAGUAUAGAGAGAAAACAAAAUCUCCUAACGUUUAGCCAAAGAGCAAUAAGAGCACUGUAGUCAAAAUAUCUGUUCUUAGCUGUGAGAGUCAAGAAUCAAACCUAGGUUGUCUGCAUUAGAGGCCUUUUAAAUGCUGGCAAAAACGAAGUUAAUUCAAUCUCCACCUCUCUGAUAGAAGAUUUUUUUAGUCCAACUAAUGAAGUGUAUUCUUGCUCCUUUUGCGAUUACAAGACUUUUCAUAAAGGGAAAUUUGAGUCUCAUACUGCUUCUCAUACUGGACAAAGACCUUUUAUGUGUACAGUAUGUAAUAAAGGCUUUACUCAAAAACAUAAUUUACAGUAUCAUAUGCUUAUUCAUCGCGGACUGAAGCCUUAUGUUUGUUCAGUUUGCCAUCAAGGGUUUCGAAGAAGUUAUUGUUUAAAAUUACAUAAAGAAAAACAUGGUCAUUAAAUUUUUGUUUUUCUUC
Parasteatoda tepidariorum (common house spider) is the source of this 2396-nucleotide messenger RNA. The record is from RefSeq and is a predicted model, not a curated record. NCBI's taxonomy places the organism in Eukaryota, Metazoa, Arthropoda, Arachnida, Araneae, Theridiidae.